Closterium sp. Yama58-4 is the source of this 2544-nucleotide messenger RNA. The record is from the annotation of a GenBank genome assembly. NCBI's taxonomy places the organism in Eukaryota, Viridiplantae, Streptophyta, Zygnematophyceae, Desmidiales, Closteriaceae.
AUGUGCUGUGGCUGUCCCGUUGACGCCUCGUCAUUCACUUAUUCAACAAUGAAUCUCCACGCAAGAGACUCCGGAUCUACUAUUAUUUACGAAGAUGAGGAUUUGAGCUUGCUGGAGUUAGCCGCCAGCAAUGACCUAGAUAGUUUUAGACGAGGCGUCGAAUUUCUACGGAAGCCAUUGACUGAAUGCGAGUCAUGGUAUUGUCGUCAGAAUGGCUCCACCAGAAUGGCUCUUGCUCAGCGAACCCCAGCCAUGAUUGCUUGCCUAUUCGGCAGCCUAGAUAUUUUAUCAUAUAUUUUUAUUGAAGCACGGAGCCGCGGUAUAGAGUGCAACAUUAACCAGGCGAGUCCUUCCGACGGCAGCACAGCUCUUCAUUGUGCAGCGUUGGGUGGAAGCCCCAGAGCAGUGGAGGUGGUUUCGUUCCUUCUCCGUCACGGAGCCGAAAAAGAUGCUGUUGACCGUGACGGAAAACGUCCAGUCGACGUCAUCGCAGUCUCCCCGAAGCUUCCUCACGUCAAAUCCGCCCUGGAGCGCCUUCUCAAAUCCUCCUCGUCUGCCGGUCCUGACCCGAUCUACCACCGUCCAUCUCCGUUCAUCAUCGUCCAAUCAGCGGCGUCCUCGUCUCCACCGUUCGAAUCUCCGUCAUCACCCAACUCCCAUUCCGCAUCGCCCAACAUGCUCUCUCCCGCCACCUCCAGCAGCAGCGAUCUCUCGUCUAACUCCACCGGACUCGACGUGCUUGCGCCCACCACUCCAUCCACCGGCGCGGGUGUCGUCGACUCAUCCAUGGCGGAUAUGAAGAGCAGCGUGUACGCUUCGGACGAGUUUCGGAUCUACAGCUUCAAGGUGCGGCCGUGCUCGCGCGCGUACAGCCACGACUGGACGGAGUGCCCGUUCGUGCAUCCGGGGGAGAACGCCCGCCGGCGCGAUCCGCGCAAGUUUCACUACAGCUGCGUGCCGUGCCCGGACUUCCGCAAGGGGUCGUGCAGGAGGGGGGACUCGUGCGAGUACGCGCACGGCGUGUUCGAGUGCUGGCUGCACCCCGCGCAGUAUCGAACCAGACUCUGCAAGGACGGCACCAGCUGCUCCCGCCGCGUCUGCUUCUUCGCGCACACGUCCGAGGAGCUCCGCCCGCUGCAGAGCCCCGCCGCGGGCACACCCGCCAACAUGUUCGCGCACUCCCCCGCGGACAUGCGCGCAGUUACCGCCUCCGCGGACCUCCCUCCGCCUUCCCCCUCAUCCGUCCGCAUGAUGUCGCAGUUUGCGCCGCAUAGCGCAACCAGCUCCUCCCCCACUACCCCCAUGUCCCCCACAAUCGCCUCGUUUUCCGCGUCCGGGAAGUGCAUGCCGGGGGGGAGUCAGUCCGCGGGCGGGGGGGGAGGCGCGGGGGGACACGGGGGAACUGCGCCGCUGAACUUGCCGUCGGGGGUGAAUCUGAUGCGCCUCCGCGCGGCGCUGAAUGCGCGCGAGCUGACCAUUCCGGAGGAGACUGAGGAGGCGCUAGAGGCUCUGGAAGCUUCCUUGCUGCAGGAGCAGCAACAGCAGCAGCAGCAGCAGGGGCAGCAGCAGAACUCACCACUUUCUCGACCAACUCUGCAGCAACGGCAGCAGCAGCAGCAGCAACAGCAGCUGCAGCAACAGCAGCAGCAACAACAGCAGCAGCAACAGCAACAGCACCGUUGGCAGCAGCAGCAGCAGCAGGAGCAGCAAAGGUACUGGAACCAGCAACUGCAGCAACACCAACAACUUCAGCACCACUCUCCACCGCAGCACAUCCUCCAAGACCACCUGGAAUCCAUCACAAGAGCCGACCUCGGCGCAGCACGAGUCACCACCGACCUGGGUGAACUAUCCCUCGCCCGCCAGGGCAGAUCCCCAGGUUUGCCUUUCCACCAGCUCCAGGACGCGCCGUCCCGUUAUGAGCCGUCUCAGAACUCGCUAGGAAAUGACCUGUCCCUCGGGCGAAACCCGGGGAGAAACUCGGGCGUGAGUUAUCAGCUCCAGGAUGCGCCGUCCCCCGGCCCUGGUAGGGGCGCGCAGCAGCCUUACAGCCCCUUACGUCCCGACGUCGUUACAGGGGAUAUGGGCGGUGUGGGUGGGGGAGUCGCGGGUAUGAGCAGCGGCGGAAUGGGUAUGGGAAUCGGGGGCGGCGGUAUGGGGGGCGGGGGUAUGGGGAUGGGGGGUGGCGGCAUGGGCAUGGCAAGUGUAGGUGCAGGGGGUCAGAUGGGCGCUGGUGCAGGCAAUGUCCCGUCCAGUCCUGGACGAUUAGGCAUGACUUUGUCAGGGGAAGGCUCACGACUAGGGCCUGUGAGUGGCUCUUCAAGCCCCUCUCUUGCUGCACCUAGAACGUAUGGGGGUGCUGGCAGUGAUGGUGGCAUGGGGGGAACAGAUGGGGGGAUGUUUGAUGAUAAGGCAGCUGCAGCAACAGCAACAGCAGCAACAGCAACAGCAGCAGCAGCAACAGCAACAGCAGCAGCAGCAACAGCAACAGCAGCAACAGCAACAGCAGCAGCAACAGCAACAGCAGCAGCAGUUCAGGAGUGA